Marchantia polymorpha subsp. ruderalis is the source of this 1074-nucleotide messenger RNA. NCBI's taxonomy places the organism in Eukaryota, Viridiplantae, Streptophyta, Marchantiopsida, Marchantiales, Marchantiaceae. The record is from the annotation of a GenBank genome assembly.
CGUCCUCAACCUUCCUCAUCUUGGAAAUCACAGCAAUCUGAUAUUGUGCUCUCUGGCAGAGUACCGCAUAUACAGUUGUCGCUUACACUCUCAGUACCUGCGUACCAGUGCCCCACAGCGUCGUGCAUCGGAUCAGCUUCUGCAAUUUCUCUCGAUCAAGUACCUGCUCGUCUUCGAACUCGAGACUCGGCGAUGGCUCUGACACGCGGAUCUGGAAGUUCCAUCUUUGAUCCCUUCUUCGGGAACAGCAUCUUCGACCCGUUCGAGAAUUUCCCACUUUUCGAUCGUAUGCCUCUCCCGACUUUCCCGCGUGAUGUGAGUUCGGUGGCCAACACUCGAGUGGACUGGGUCGAAACUCCUGAAGCCCACGUAUUCAAAGCAGAUCUCCCUGGGUUGAAAAAAGAGGAGGUAAAAGUGCAAGUUACGGAAGAUAAGUACCUCAGCAUCAGCGGAGAGCGCAGCAAAGAGGAAGUGAAUGAGAAGGAUUCGUAUCGGCACGUCGAGCGUUCUUACGGAAAAUUCUACAGACAGUUCAAGCUGCCGGAGAACGCAAAGGCGCAGGAGGUUGGUGCCAAAAUGGAGAAUGGUGUUCUGACCGUCACCGUGCCAAAAGCUGAGGUUACGAAGGAAAAGUCAAAAGUGCGAGAUGUCCAGAUCACGAAUUGAAAGUGAAGAUCCGAGGAAGAACAAUUGGACGAACUCGACGGAUCGUGCUUAUCUUGUUUUCAGACUCAGAGAAGUAGAGCGUCUCGAUGCAUAAGAGAAAGAGUAAUCGUUUUGUAAAGUCUGGACGAAUGUCUAAUACCUCAAUCUUGAGCCGGAACGGUAGAUUUGAGACUAAGUAGCAGGGCCUUCAAAUGUAGUGUAACAAGUCGAAAAUAGAAUCGGUGGGAGAUAACUGGAUGAACGAUUUGUGAGACAGCUGUCUCGGAAUGAUAGAACGAACGACACAGUCGCUUCUUCGGCAGAUGCUGUGUGCUUAGGUUUGCACCAAAAUCGCUGGCUGUUUAUCCCCAUCAAUAUGCAUUAAGCCUUUAACGAGAAUUCCUAGCAAUAAAGAGAAGUUACCUGACA